Molecule: messenger RNA, 2537 nt
Organism: Monopterus albus (swamp eel)
Lineage: Eukaryota; Metazoa; Chordata; Actinopteri; Synbranchiformes; Synbranchidae
Gene: gdpd1
Product: glycerophosphodiester phosphodiesterase domain containing 1
Exons: 11
Coding region: 253-1206 (317 amino acids)
Biological process (GO): glycerophospholipid catabolic process; N-acylethanolamine metabolic process
Cellular component (GO): endoplasmic reticulum membrane
Molecular function (GO): phosphatidylcholine lysophospholipase A1 activity; phosphoric diester hydrolase activity
Source: RefSeq, a predicted model, not a curated record
AAAUAUUCUGGCGGAAAAACUAUUGUUGUGGUCAUACUGGCGCAUGCGCACGGAGAUGACAGCGGUCGGUUGGAGUUCACCUGCUUCAUCAGCUGUUUGCGAUGCGGAGUUUAGCAGAGCUGCUGAAGAGUUCAUCAAUUACUUUCUGCACAGACGUCUGCAUACUAACUUCUCCUGAGACCAUCUAGGUUAGUCAAGACAAAAAACGAAAGAAAAGCUAAACAAUUUGAUGAUAAAGCAGACUGACAGGAGAUGUGUGCUGCUGUGUAUGCCCUAUCAGCGCUAACGGGCUACGUGCUCACCUCUGCCCUGCUGCUGAAAUGUCCAACUUUUUUGCACCGGAGGAAGCGAGGGCCCUUCCUCAGCAAACACAUUUCCCAUCGUGGAGGGGCAGGUGAAAAUCUGGAAAACACCAUGGCAGCUUUCAAGCAUGCUGUGGAUCUUGGCACAGACAUGUUGGAGUUGGACUGCCACUUGACGAAAGAUGGACAGGUAGUCGUCUCACAUGAUGCCAACUUGAAAAGGGCCACUGGCAUCAAUGCCCGAAUCUCCGACAUAACCUACGCCGAGCUCCCUCCAUACCUCUGCAAACUGGGCGUAACCUUUCAGAGGGAGUGUUUCUGUGAGGGUGGGGAGGACAAACAAAUCCCUCUCCUCAGGGACAUUUUUGAUGCCUUUCCUAAUACCCCUGUCAACAUUGACAUCAAGGUCAACGAUGACACCCUUAUCAAGAAGGUCUCCGAACUGGUUGUAAAGUACGACAGAGAGCAUCUGACUGUGUGGGGCAACGCUAGUAACCAGGUUGUCAAGAAGUGUUACAAAGAGAACCCUCGUAUCCCAGUGUUGUUCAGCUAUCCAAGAGUACUGCAGCUUUUAGGCCUCUUCUACACCGGACUUCUGCCAUUUGUUCCCCUCAAGGAGCAGUUCCUAGAGAUCCCCAUGCCCUCCAUUUUCUUCAAAAUACAGGAUCCUAACAGAUUAACUAGAGGUCAGCGACUCAUUGCCUGGCUGGCAGACACUUUGCUGAUGAGGAAAGCUCUGUUUAAGCAUCUAACUGCCAGGGGAAUUCAGGUGUACAUUUGGGUGCUGAACGACGAGGACGACUUCCAGAGGGCGUUUGACCUGGGAGCCACGGGAGUUAUGACAGAUUUUCCCACCAGGCUUAAAGACUUCAUGGAUAGGAAAGGCAUUUCUAAACUCGACUAACAUGCCAACAUCUACCUCACCCCCCACCCCAACUCACACACUUUCAACCAUGCAUUCCAGCAGAGCUACUCUCACACUGUGUUUUACAAUCGGAAGGGAUGUUCUUGUGUGAAGCCUCUCUGCACUGGUUUGAAGAAUGUUGUUGUAUUGGUAACACAAACCUGUGUAUUUUCAAUCAUGUAAAAUACUCUUUAAGGAUACAUAGUGCAUCUGUUGUACAUGUAUAUCAUUAUCUCCUUUCAGUUGUGUUCUUUGUGGAUUUUCUGACCCCUUGCCGCACACCCAGACACCUGGGUUCCGCAGUGUGAAAUUUAUACUGGUCUUUCAGUGUUAUUUAACACCACACAAUAUUUUAAAGUAUAUCUAUAAAAUGUGAUGAAAUGGACAUUGGAAUUUUGCAUUUGUGUUUUAUUUACCGGACUUGAUUUUCAAUAGAAUAAUGGGUUUUGACUUAAAUUAUUUAGUAACAUUUAUUUCGUUUUUUUUAAAUUACUUUUUUAAUAUAUUCAGGUAAAAGAGAGCUUGCAGUGUUAGUGAAUCAUGGUUCAUGUAUAGUGCCAGUAAAAACACCAGCAGAUGCAGCUUGGUGUUGAAAUGUAAUGUUAAUUUACCAACUGAUGUAUGUUUUUUCUGCCGCUUAGCAUUAAAUUAAAAACAGGGUAGUGACACUAGUCCUCAGAAUCACUAAAGUUUAGCUUUACAGUGAUAGUACUGAGGCUGUAAGUGCUACUUCUUUAUAUUGACAAGUUUGAGCAUAGGAAUAUUCAGUUAAAUUUUUUAAAAACACUUUUUUAAAUGCUGAUGUUAAAGAAAGUGGGUGUACGUUACAUAGAUGUGUUGUAUGUUUAUGUGUAGUAGAUUAGUCUCUAAAGCCAAUGACUGUGGCAUAGUUGGUCUGUUAAUAAUCCUGGGAAAUUUUGCACAAAAUAAGGAACUCCAGCUCGUUUAUGAAGAUUAUUAGGAUUAUCAUUCCAAUGACAUUUGUCACUGACAAACUCGUGACUACACAUUGAGGGUCGGUAACGAAUGUAUUGGUUGAAUGUACUGUAUGCUGUCUGGUAUUUUACAAUCAAAACAGCAUGGGUGUUCUGUUUACUUAAGUUUGUAUUAAUGAAAUCUGCACAGUUGUUAAUCUCGUCUGACAUUUUAUUGUUUUUAGAAAACCUGUAAAUCAAAAAGAUUUGUUUUUGUGAAAGGCUUGUGAUCUAUCAAUCAUAUUACAAAUCUCCCAUGAAUUUGCUCUAGAAUAUGUACAUUUUUGUUUUGCAUACUGAAAUGAAUGUUUGUUAUGGUGUUGAAUAUGUUUGGUUUGACAAAACUAGUAUGUGGGG